This is a messenger RNA of Vicia villosa (hairy vetch), 1677 nucleotides long. RefSeq lists its product as uncharacterized. The transcript has 2 exons. The coding region runs from base 1 to 1677 and encodes 558 amino acids. Gene Ontology annotation, molecular function: nucleic acid binding; zinc ion binding. The record is from RefSeq and is a predicted model, not a curated record. Lineage: Eukaryota; Viridiplantae; Streptophyta; Magnoliopsida; Fabales; Fabaceae.
AUGGGAUUCGUUACUUAUAAGAGCAUGGUUACUGGAGAGAGUAAUGGCAUGCUACAGGAGGAGGAGGAGGAGGUUGAGAUCGCAGAGCAAGAUAAAGAUGGAGACUUUGAUUUGGAAGGGAUCAAAGUUAAAGAGUGCAAGAUUGGAGGGUAUGAUUGUCUGCAAAUUAUACUCUCAAAAUAUGAAGAAAAAAGAAUCCAAAGGCCUUGGAGACGUGGAGUUAUUGUGAAGCUGCUUGGAAGGAAAAUAGGGUACAAGGCAUUGGAAACAAGAUUGAAACAGAUGUGGGUGAGGAAGGGAGUUAUUAAUAUAAUUGAUUUGAGCCAUGAUUAUUAUUUGGUGGCUUUUACACAUGAAGAUGAUAAGAACGCUGCCCUUGCUGAUGGUCCGUGGUUUAUAUAUGACCACUAUUUGACGGUUAAAGAAUGGUCACCUGAUUUCCAUCCAGAAAGUGAUGCAAUCGUUAAUGUUGCUGUGUGGAUCAGAAUAUCAGGAUUACCGGUAGAAUAUUAUGAUCCUAAAGUUCUACAUGUCAUCGGAGAUUUGGUUGGACGUACAGUCAAAGUGGAUAAGAAUACUCUCCAAAGAGAACGAGGGAAGUAUGCGAGAAUUUGUGUUGAAGUAAACAUUUCCAAGCCAUUACUUGCUAUGUUUUCAAUAAAAGAUAGUAGCUAUAAAAUUGAAUAUGAGGGGUUGCACCUCUUAUGCCUUACUUGUGGAAAAUUUGGGCAUUAUAAGGAGGGAUGUUCUCUGAAGAUUAAAGGAAAGGAAAUUGUUACUGAGCAAGGAGAUAAAGGCAAAAGUGUUGGAGUGCAGAUAGGGGGUACGACCCAGGGAGGAAUGAGUAUAGACGAGGGACCUUGGCAGGUGGUUCAAAAACAAAGGAGAGGAAGGAAGACUGUGGAGGUGAAAAAGAAGCAGCCAACAGUGACAUCAUGGGUUUCUAAGUCAGGAUCUAGAUUCUCUUCCUUGGGUGCUGACGUUGGAGAAACAAGUGGAUUGAAAAGUGCAAGUUUGCAGGUGGCAGAAAUUGAAAAGGAAAUUCAUAAUGAGGUUUUAAAUGGAAUAAAUAAGGUGGUUAUUAAUGGUAAUGAUGAGCAAUUAAUUUUGUCGGAUAUGGACACGAGAAUUCAUGAUGAGCCAAUUAUGGGAAAUCAGAAUUUUGUCAUGGGGACCACAGGAAGUGCUAGCAUAGUGGCGGACAAACAGAAGACAUUAAAUAAGGGGGGCAAAAGGUUGAAACAAGUGGAUCAAAAGGGUAGGAAUAAAAGUAGUAGUAAACUAGCUACACGUGGCAAUAACGGCUUUAAAGAGAAACAUUCUGAAUUAAAAAGGCGCACUAUUGAGGAUAUUUAUGGGAAAAGACAAAAUUUGGAAUUUCUUGAGAAUAGCCAUAUCUCCAUGCAACCCAUGCAGAAGACCCAAAAACACACUCAGGUGAGGGAAAUGGAAGAUUUCUUGACCGAAACAAUUAAUGAUACUGUUAAUGAGUGUAUAGUAACCACACAACAUGCUACACGUCCACCUGAUCAAGACAAGACUGUGGAUGUUUUGACUACUAAUUCUUUAGUGGAAGGGGCUGUUAUCAAGGAGACAAUUACCGAAGAGGAUGAGGAAGUAUACGAGAGUAUCAAGGGGAUGGAGGAGGAGGCCGUCAAGGAAACUCCUUUGGUCUGA